This is a messenger RNA of Magallana angulata, 720 nucleotides long. RefSeq names its product NHP2-like protein 1. The record is from RefSeq and is a predicted model, not a curated record. The coding region runs from base 143 to 526 and encodes 127 amino acids. Gene Ontology annotation, molecular function: RNA binding. The transcript has 5 exons. Gene Ontology annotation, biological process: maturation of SSU-rRNA; mRNA splicing, via spliceosome; ribosome biogenesis. NCBI's taxonomy places the organism in Eukaryota, Metazoa, Mollusca, Bivalvia, Ostreida, Ostreidae. Gene Ontology annotation, cellular component: nucleolus; U4/U6 x U5 tri-snRNP complex; box C/D methylation guide snoRNP complex.
AAAGAUUAGUUUCGACAUUCAUAAACACACAACGAUACCACGACGAUACCACGAGGUCCUCAGUGAAGCGAAUUUCGCAGAGAGGACGGCGUUUUUGUUUUAAUAAACUACGUUUGAUCAAGACAACUUACUUUUUUCUAAAAUGACAGAGGAGGUUAACCCUAAAGCCUAUCCUUUGGCUGAUGCCUCACUUACUCAGGAAAUUUUGGAUCUUGUUCAACAAGCUUCACACUACAAACAGUUGAAGAAAGGGGCAAAUGAAGCAACAAAGACACUCAACAGAGGAAUAUCUGAAUUCAUUGUCAUGGCAGCUGAUGCAGAACCACUGGAAAUUCUGUUGCAUUUGCCAUUGCUUUGUGAAGACAAGAAUGUUCCAUAUGUCUUUGUCAGAUCCAAACAAGCUUUGGGAAGAGCCUGUGGUGUGUCUAGGGCUGUCAUUUCUUGCUCUGUGACAGUGAAUGAGGGAUCACAACUCAGACCCAAGAUUCAGACCAUUCAGCAAAACAUUGAGAAACUUCUCAUCUAGAUCAUUGCUGCACAGAAAAAGUCCUUGCAGAAGUGCAUUAGAAAAAAUAAUGUCUGGAAACAUUACCUGGAAAAACGGACAACUUUGUGUUCAAAUACUUCAUCAUCUGUUGUUAAUUUUUUUUGUUUAAUCAUGGUAAACGAUUAUACUGUUUUUUAGUUUAUAUCAUUUUAAUAAAACAGAUAUUACAUUUA